GGGUUGAGCUGCGCUCUGAGUCCACGCCUCAGUGGGUCCUUUUUGCAGCAGUUGCGAAAACCCGGAACGAAGGUGUUGUUGCCGCUCGGUAGAGCGGCGCCGCCCCUAGCCGCACCUCCCCGCCAGUCCUCAGAGGCCUCGCUGGGCAUGCUCAGUCGGCAGGGCCGCUUCAGCUCUCGUAGUAGGAAGCUUGGGGCGCUUGGCUUGUGAGGACCCACGGCGGGGCGAAGAUGGAGCCCUUUACCAAUGAUCGACUUCAGCUUCCAAGGAAUAUGAUUGAGAACAGCAUGUUUGAAGAAGAACCAGACGUGGUAGAUUUAGCCAAAGAACCUUGUUUACAUCCUCUGGAACCCGAUGAAGUGGAAUAUGAGCCCCGGGGUUCAAGGUUACUAGUGCGAGGUCUUGGUGAGCAUGAGAUGGAUGAGGACGAAGAGGAUUAUGAAUCAUCUGCAAAGCUGCUGGGCAUGUCCUUCAUGAACAGAAGCUCAGGCCUUCGAAACAGUGCAACAGGCUACAGGCAGAGUCCAGAUGGGACUUGUUCAGUACCCUCUGCCAGGACCUUAGUGGUCUGUGUUUUUGUCAUCGUGGUUGCUGUCUCUGUGAUUAUGGUGAUUUAUCUACUGCCUAGAUGUACCUUUACCAAAGAAGGCUGCAACAAAAAAAACCAGUCAACAGGACUAAUUCAGCCAUUUGCCACAAAUGGGAAAUUGUUUCCAUGGGCACAAAUUAGGCUUCCCACUGCCAUUAUGCCUCAGCACUAUGAACUUAGUCUACACCCAAACCUAACCUCAAUGACAUUCAGGGGCUCUGUGACAAUUUCACUUCAGGCACUUCAAGCCACGUGGAAUAUCAUUCUCCAUAGCACAGGACAUAAUAUUUCAAGAGUGACAUUUAUGUCAGCAGUUUCAAGUCAAGAAAAACAAGUUGAAAUCCUGGAAUAUCCAUAUCAUGAACAAAUCGCCAUUGUUGCCCCUGAAGCCCUUCUAACAGGACACAAUUAUACCUUGAAGAUAGAGUAUUCGGCAAAUAUAUCUAACUCUUAUUAUGGGUUUUAUGGCAUCUCCUACACAGAUAAAAGUAAUGAGAAAAAGUACUUUGUAGCAACUCAGUUUGAACCUCUGGCAGCAAGAUCUGCUUUUCCCUGUUUUGAUGAACCAGGAUUUAAAGCCACAUUUGUCAUCAAGAUUACAAGGAAUGAGCAUCACACUGCGUUAUCCAAUAUGCCUAAGAAGUCAUCGGUCCGUACAGAAGAAGGACUUAUUCAGGAUGAGUUUUCUGAAAGUGUGAAAAUGAGCACAUACCUGGUUGCUUUCAUUGUAGGGGAGAUGAGAAACCUGAGUCAGGAUGUAAAUGGAACCCUGGUUUCAAUAUAUGCUGUACCAGAAAAGAUUGGUCAAGUUCACCAUGCCUUGGACACAACUGUAAAGCUCCUUGAGUUUUAUCAAAAUUACUUUGAAAUUCAAUACCCACUUAAGAAAUUGGAUUUGGUGGCCAUUCCUGACUUUGAAGCGGGAGCAAUGGAAAAUUGGGGCCUGAUUACAUUCCGAGAAGAGACUCUUCUGUAUGACAAUGCCAGUUCUUCAGUAGCAGAUAGAAAAUUGGUUACUAAAAUCAUUGCUCAUGAGCUGGCACAUCAGUGGUUUGGUAAUCUGGUUACAAUGCAGUGGUGGAAUGACCUGUGGCUAAAUGAAGGCUUUGCGACUUUCAUGGAGUAUUUCUCUGUGGAAAAAAUAUUCAAAGAGCUCAACAGUUACGAAGACUUCUUAGAUGCUCGAUUUAAAACCAUGAGGAAAGAUUCCUUGAAUUCAUCCCAUCCAAUAUCAUCAUCUGUUCAGUCUUCAGAACAAAUAGAAGAGAUGUUUGAUUCUCUUUCCUAUUUUAAGGGAGCUUCUCUCUUGUUGAUGCUGAAAACUUACCUUAGUGAAGAUGUGUUUCAGCAUGCUAUCAUUCUUUACCUGCACAAUCACAGUUAUGCAUCCAUUCAAAAUGAUGAUCUCUGGGACAGCUUUAAUGAGGUCACAAACAAAACACUAGAUGUAAAGAAAAUGAUGAAAACCUGGACCCUACAGAAAGGAUUCCCAUUGGUGACUGUCCAGAGGAAGGGGACCCAGCUCCUUCUACAACAAGAAAGAUUUUUUCUAAGCAUGCAACCAGAAAUUCAGGCUCCAGAUGCCAGCUACCUUUGGCAUAUUCCAAUAUCCUAUGUCACUGAUGGAAGAAACUAUUCAGAAUAUCGAUCAGUUUCACUACUGGACAAGAAAUCAGAUACCAUCAAUCUUACAGAACAAGUACAGUGGGUCAAAGUCAAUACAAACAUGACUGGCUAUUACAUUGUUCACUAUGCUGAUGAUGACUGGGCAGCUCUAAUCAGUCAGUUAAAGAGAGAUCCUUACGUUUUGAGUGACAAAGACCGAGCCAACCUCAUAAACAACAUCUUUGAACUUGCAGGCCUUGGCAAAGUGCCUCUUCGGAUGGCAUUUGAUUUGAUUGAUUAUCUUAGAAAUGAGACCCAUACUGCACCCAUCACUGAAGCCCUGUUCCAGACGGGCCUCAUCUAUAACCUCUUGGAAAAACUAGGACACAUGGACCUGGCCUCAAGAUUGGUGACCAGAGUAUAUAAAUUGCUCCAGAACCAAAUCCAGCAGCAGACUUGGACUGAUGAGGGAACGCCAUCCACGCGAGAGCUUCGGUCAGCCUUGCUGGAAUUUGCCUGUGCCCACAGACUAGAGAACUGUACCACUAUGGCCACAAAGCUUUUUGACAAUUGGAUGGCAUCAAAUGGAACUCAGAGCCUGCCUACUGAUGUCAUGAUCACUGUGUUCAAAGUUGGAGCAAGAACCGAGAAAGGCUGGUCGUUCCUCUUAAGCAUGUAUUCAUCCAUGGGCUGUGAAGCAGAAAAGAAUAAAAUACUUGAAGCUCUUGCCAGCUCAGAGGAUGUGCAGAAACUUUACUGGUUAAUGAAAAGUAGCCUUGAUGGUGAUAUCAUCCGAACACAGAAGUUGUCGCUUAUCAUCAGAACAGUGGGCAGACACUUUCCUGGACACUUGCUGGCAUGGGAUUUUGUUAAAGAAAACUGGAAUAAGCUUGUACAUAAGUUCCAUCUGGGCUCCUAUACUAUACAAAGUAUUGUUGCUGGAUCAACUCACUUGUUUUCAACGAAGGCACAUUUGUCUGAGGUCCAAGCAUUCUUUGAAAAUCAGUCAGAGGCAACCUUGCAGCUUCGGUGUGUCCAAGAGGCUUUGGAAGUUAUUCAGCUGAAUAUCCAGUGGAUGUCGAGGAAUCUAAAAACUCUGACCUUGUGGCUGUAGCACUCACAACUAACCUUCCGGUGCCCACGGCUCUGCUGCUUUUGCAAAAGUUGAAGUGAAGGCAGGCCUGCUACUGAAUUGUUUGCACUGUUAGGAAUUCUAGUUAGCUCAGGGCCCAAUUAUGUUUUUCAUGUCUUUUCUGAAAUGUCUUUAGGCAGUAAGUAGUUAUUUAUUACAAAAUUAUAUUCACCUGUAUACCAACCAUCUACAAAAACAAUGCAUAAUUUUUCUUUGGACACACAAAUGGAGAAAAAAAAGUCAUAUUUGAAAUUCUGUUCUGUUCAUUAGUGUCCAGAGAGUGGACAUAGUGCAACCAAGGAAAGUCUGCUGUAAGAACCACCAUAUCUGAGGGUUGCUGAUUGGCCAGUUGUUUGUUGCUCCUUGUUGACAGAUGCACUUGGAGUGUGAUAGCAUGGAAGAGUCCAGUGACAGAGGCCUGGAAGAUGCAGCUAUAGACAGCUGACCUCGGGUGGGCAGGUCUGCCCUGAUUGGGGGUUCUUUAAAAAGUUUAGAUCUUUAUUAUAAUUUUCCCUGCAGAAUAAUCAGGUUCUAAAGAGUUUUUCUUUUUUCUGUUGAACAGAUGAACAAACAGGCCCCAAAUUUCAGUUUUCCAAAUAUUUAACACUUUCUGCUUCAUCUGAAUUGAGUUAAUGUUAAUUAUUUUAUCCAUGAAUUCCAGUACCCCCCAACUCUAUACACUUGGUUAGUCCUGCUUAGGUAGAUUUUCUGCUGUAGAGGAGUAUUUCUUUGCUUUGGCAAGCUUUCUGUUAAGCACUGGUAUUUUUGUCAUUACUUUCCCACCAAGAAUGUAAUUUGUUUAAGUUGCCUUUUGACCUAACAAAUCAUACCCUUUACUGUGUGAAUCGUACCCAUGUGUGUGCUUUUACUUUAUGUUACAGUGUGUAUUAGAAGCAUUUCUCAAGAAAUUAAAGCUUUUUAUUUUGAAGUUCACCAUAGUACCUUAAAGGGACAAUGAGAAUGUGGAAAAGGAAUAAGUUGAAUAUGGUGGACUAUGAAUUCUUUUUUCACUGUUAAAAACAGUGCUUUUGUUUAGUUGGAAAAAAAACUGUAGCUUUGUUUUAUUUUAUUAUGGCCAAACUAACAUUAAACAGAGCGGCCAAGGCUCAAGCAAAGGAAAAGGGAGGGAGGGUAUCCAGAGCAGAAUGCGGGCGUUUUCACUCCUUCUGAAGGAGAAAUACUGUACUUGAAUUUUUUUGAGCUAUGCAGACUUAUUCUUAGAUUGUUGUGUUUCUUUGAUUCUUAGGAGAGAAGUUUUCUUCUUAAUAACUCAUGAGAAUUCUAUAUUUUGUUUGAAAACUGUCCGUGUACAUAAAAAAGAAUUACUCAUUUGUGAACACUGAAAUCACUCCACAGAGUCAGACCAUAGAAAGGCCACUUUUUUUUUUUUUUUUUUUUUUGGCUGUUGUAAAGUUAGAAUAUGUGGAGCUGUAUACAAAGUUAUAGUUUAUUUUAUGAAAAUAUUUUUAUAUAACAAAAUUUUAAUGGCUGACAAGCUGAAAAUAGCCUGCUUUAAAUCUAAUGUUUGCUCCCAAUUUAGUCUUUUCUAAACAUUUUUGUGUUUUUGAGUAGAAAAAUGUUAUUCCUGAGAAUCACAGAAUCAUCUUGAUAUCUUUGUGAAAUAGUUAAUUGUAGAUCUUUAUUUCCUUUGUGCUUUUGGUAAAUGAAUGAUAGUUUAGUUGAUACUGAAGGUUGUGGGGGUUGUAUUUUUAGAGUGAAGGGAAAAUACUCUGGUGGGUUUUAGUUGCCUUUUUUUUUUCUUUUACCAUGUUGUAUUACUAAAUUCUACUUUGAUACAGAAUUUAACUUUUGCUACUUCUCAAGAUCAGUUCAAUCUUGAGAUUUAUUUGCCCAUCUUGGCAUUGAUCCUAAAGUCUGUGUAACUCUGCAUAUGGCAAAUCUUGUCUUAACACUUUUUUCCAUGUAUGAGUGUGAAUGUAUGUGGUGUGUGAUGUUGUAAAUAAAGCCUUUUGAGGAUAUGUGCUUUAAAAAAGGUAAUUCUUGAUUCACUUCUAUCAGAAGCUGUUCAUUCCCAGGAUUCUGGAGCCAUAAUAUUUUCAGUCUUACCUAUAAUCUUCAUCUCAAUAGUUUUUAACUUUGAUAGGCCUCCUCUUAAUUUCCCCACAAAAUCCUGUAAGUUUUCAUGUUUUGUUAGCCCGUUAUGUGCAGCCUCUUAUAGCUAACUCAAAGUCAAGAAUAUAAAGCUGAGAGGAGAGGUAGCAUUUAUAGUCUGAUAGUAUAUUGGUAGCGUUCAGAUUUUCCUCCUCUGAAAUUUACAUUGCAAUCUGUACUUCUAGGAAGGAAAAUUGAGGCACAGGCCAGCUUGUGCUCUAGGUAUAAGCACACAGAUAUCCGACAUCAUUGGGUAGUGAUUGAAUGAGCAUUCUGCUCAACACAGAGAAAGGGUGUACUUGACUAUAAUGUGGAAGAUACAUCUUGAUUAUUAGGAAAAAUUGAAUUGGAAAUCUAGAUUUGUAGGGAAAAAUUGACUUGGAGAUCUGAAAGUUAGGAAUUGGAGGAUAUAACUUUACUCUGCUAAUAUGGAGUUAGCUAUAAUAAAAAGUAGUGGCAGUUUCUCCUCAGAAACUUGUGCCUUCUGUCUCAUUUUGUCUUUAAAAAUGAAAUUGUGUUUGUCAGUGUUCAGUGUUUACAAACUUUCUUGCUAUCACAGGUUCUGCUUAACUGGUUUUCUUUGCCACAUGUGUUUUCAUUUUGAGACUUUAGCCACCAUUAGAACAAAAGCUUCCAGAAGAGUCCUGGGUAUAAAAAACAAAUCCAGCUGCAUCAGGUUUACUGGGUACCAAACAAUUCUUUCUUAUUAUUGGGAAGCAAGAAAUUAACAUUAACUCUUGUAUUUGUUGCAUGAUUGAUAGCCUGUUGUUGAAUUGGAUUUUAAAGGUGCUUACUUAAUCUAAAGCACCUGGAAUGGUAAUCUUCAGCCAGACUGCUGAGCACUUAUAUAAGACCGUGUGUUUGAGGGUUUCAGGGAUGGCACAGUGCCUCUCCGGUGCACUGUUGCUGAGGACUGCAGUCCCAGGUUGAGUUCACAGAUAAGAGUGGGUUGGUUUAUAUUGGCCUCUUAAGAAUUGGGAUCAUAGGUAUAAUGUAGUUCCCCCCACCCUUGCCUUACUUUUAUUUAUACAGAAUGAAUGCUCUGUUUUGGGAAUGUUCUGUCUUUUUUCAUUUAUAGUUCUUGAAACUGGUUUUGUGUUCUUUUAUUUUGUUCUUAAAUAUCUGAAAUAUCAAUGAAGUACAAAGUGAAAAAUGGAGGUCUCAAAAAAAUGAUAAAUCUACUCUUUUCCCCAUCCCUUACUGCCUGGUUGAGCAAUAAUUAGCAGAGUAAGUGCUUGAUUUUUAGAGAGUUUGUGGGAGCUUUUGGGGGGGGGCGUGAUAUAUACUUUUGAAACAUACACAUGUAUUUUUAUGUUUUUAUUUUACAAAUUUUGUCCUGGUAAAGAGUGAAAUACUGCUCUCUGAUAAUCUCUCCUCUUCCCAUGUUGCCUACUCUAGGUAACAGCUAUAGAGUAAUUUGGUUUUAAUUUUUGAAAGGAUGUGGUGGGUUUCAAGAAGGAGCAAGGUAACUUCUUUUAAAAGUGUGUAGAAAUAAUUUUGCUAUUAUUUGGGACUUAAUGCUGCCCUCCUUACAUUCUUGUGGACAUAACCAUACAAGUCCACAUGGAUGCAUUGACAAUAACAGAAUAGUAAUAGUGCCUACUGUUUUGUUCUAGUCUUAGGAACUUAGGCUGCCUCUCAUCCUUUCAAGCACAUUUAUAAAUGCAAUUCUACUUUUUAUAUAUUUUGCUUAGACUUGUUUCUUUGCAUAGAUAACUUAAUUACCAUUAUGACUGAGUAUGACAGAGUUUUCCCUUUUCUUUGUUCCCUUUAAGGCAAUAAUUAAUUGUUCUGUUAGGGAGAGUUUGGAAGAGAGUACUUGACAUGACUUUUUAGUACUAAUUUUGUUUGGUCCUAUGCCCUUGAAAUGCAUGUGAAAAUACCUGAUGAAAUGUGGAAGACCAAAUGUAAACAGUCACAUUUUAUCACCUCUUAUUGCUUGUUGGCAAUAGCCAAUAGAAUGCGUAUGAGUGGAGUGUGGGGGUGCAGGGAUGUGUACCUAAUGCCUGUAUGUAUGUCCUUACUACUGUAUUGUAUUAAUUCACUGGGUGCUCAGAGUGGAAGGUACCAGUGGAGUUCAGAUUUAUAACAGUGCCUCUUUUCCUUUCUUUUAUUGUCUGGGGUGCAAUACUUGUCAAAGUAGUUUGAGUUUUUUGAAAGUUGGAUUUGGGUUUUGGGUGGUGAUUGGUUGGUUGGUUUUUGCUAGUCUGGAAAAGUAGUUUUGGGGUAAAAGUAUAUACUUUUUAAGUGUAUAAACAUGCUUUGCUGCAUUUUACUUCCUUGCUUUCCCUGUCCUUUCCGUGGAUUUACGAGGAAAGUUGGGGAUCUCUCUAAGAGGUUUCUUCCUUCUCUUACAUUGGACAUGCAGUGUCAAGUAGCACAGGCAGCUGUGGAGGUGGGGCUGACGUACGCCUUCACUCUGCUUUUGAUAUGUGCUUUUGUUCAUUGGUCACUGCAUUCCAUUGGGUACCUGUCUUGAACUUGGACUUACCAGUUUCUAACAAACGAUGGAGCUUUGAAUUUAGUGUCCUAGUGUUCUUACCUAUUGAUGUGGGAAGAAUUUUCUUUUCAUUUUUUCUCUUAGCUUUAGGGGGGACUAAGGGCAGGAGAUUUACUCUUACAAAUGUAUAUAAUUUUGUUACUAUACUGUGUUAUUUCAUUUGGUACUAAGUCCUUUACAUGGGCGUAUAAGUGCCUAAUGAGACGUGGAGGUCCGGAUGUAUGAAAACUUCCUCUUUCCCCUUUCCUCAUUGCCUCUGUGGGCAAUUGUUGUAGAGUAGCAUAGAUUUUCUAACUCGGUUCCACCCAGAGGGGUGGGUAUGUAUAUACUUUAAAAUGUAAAUAUAUAUUUUUAAUCUUUUUGUUGUUGUUACUUCAUUUGUACCUAAAUCUGUCUAUGGACACUUAGGUACAUAAGGAAUAUUGAGGUUCAUUCUAUGAAAAAUCUCCCCAUCCCUUUCCCUCAUUGCCUGUCUGGGCAAUUGCUUAUAGAAUAGUUGUGUAGUUUUGGCAUGGGAGUAUGGGGUGAAAGAGUUCUGGGUUUUUACUUUUUUAAAUGUAUUUAAAAGUUUGUCAGUUAUUUCAUUAUUUCACUCCCAAUCAGCUUUUGUGUUUGAGCUUACUGUCAAAGGAAGUGAGAAUCUAUACCCAGAGGCAUGGAACAUCUUUGCUUCACUCUAUCACCUGUGCCAUACUGUAGUAGUAUAUGAGUACUGUGAGCCUUGGGUUCUUGUUUUGUCUGUUCGUUGCUUAUAACACAGCUUGUUAGAGAAAAAGGUAACCAUGUAUGUAUGUGUAUGUGUGUGCAUAUAUAUACACACACAGACACACACACACACACACACACACACACACACACACACACAUAUAUAUAUAUUACGUUGUAAUGCCUUGUGAUGUUAACUUCAUUUUGAACCUGGUCCUUGGCGUGACUGUUUUUUUAAAUAUGUAUUUAAUGAACAUUGAGAUUGAUUCUAUGAAAAUUCUCCACACUCCCUUAUCCCUCAUUGCCUGGUGGGCAGUGGUAGACUAGAUGUUUUGUUUACUUAUCUUUCGUUGCUUUGUGGGGGGGGCGUCUGGGUGUACAUAUAUUUUUGAUGUAUAUAAAUAAUUGCUACAUUCUAUAUGUUAUUCCACAUAGCACCAGUUCUUUGCUGGGAUUUGUAGAUAUAUAAUGAAACAUGGAGGUCCAGACGUAUGAUAACUCUCCCCUGCUCCCUUUCCUCAUUGCCUAUAGAGGCAAUAAUUUAAUAAUGGGUUUUGGUUUUUUUUUUUGGUUUUUUUUUUAGUGGAGGGGAGGGGGAGGGGGAACUGCUUAGAUAGGUAGUAGCUAGAUAGAGUGCAUGCUUUUAAAAUAUAUUUUUUCAUGGUACUGAUUAGGCUCCUAGUCCUUUGCAUGGAUAAAUGGGUACCUAAUCAAAAUUGAGGAUUGGUGUAUGACAUACCUCCCAUUCUCCCCUUCUCCUUAUGACUGUAUUGGCAACAGUGAGUAAAGCAGUUGUGUGUUUUUUACUUAAUUGCUUUGGAUUUAUAUUUUUGAUAGAAGACUAUCCUUAGUAUAAAUAGUUUUGGUUUUUUUAUUUCAUUUUGUGUUUAGUUCUUUGCCUAAUUAUAAAGGGCAUAAUGAAAAUUAGUUUCAUAAUAUGAUAGAGCACAUCCUUUCUUGCAUAUGUCAUCACUCAGCAGUAACUAGUGCAGUUGUUUUGUGUUUUUUUUUAUUCUGGUUAUUCUCUAGGAUAUAUCUUUAAGGAUACAAAUAUAUACACAUACAUAUUCAAUUUUUUCCCUUGCUGUCAUUGUUUCACUUUAACAUUUAUUCCUUUGAAGAUUUCUACAUGCACCUAGGAAAAAAACAAAAGCUCAUUACAUCUUGGGCACCUGACUGGAAGUGUAGCCCUGUGACUCCAUGUCGAAAAGUGGCAAUGAGUAUGCAGCAAAUACUAUGGGAGAAGACACUCAGAUAUGGCUGCAUUGUGGAAACUAAUCAGACCCAGCAAUUCUAAUGUUUCAAACUGAGAUGGUGAAAGAACUUCAGGGGCUAGCCUUUUCUAUCUUAGAACAUCCACAGAUGGCAGUGCAAAUUGGCCCCUUCUUACCCAGAACUCUUUUGUGUGGCUGCAUCUCUUUCUCCAGUUCUCUAUUAACCGAACCAUUCCUGUUCUGUUUUUCCUUUUGCCUCCAGCGCCUUCAUUGUUGUUAGAUGCUGUCUUAAGUUGUACUCACAAAUUUAAGCUAAUGCUGCAUCCUAGUCGACUUUGUGAUUCUGUGUGCAUCUCAUGCACCCAAGCCUGUUUGUCUGCUCUCGGCAUUCUUAUAUUCCACCACAUGGUAAAUGUUAUGACUACAUAUUUGUCUGCAUCAAAGAAAAUGCAUGUGCAUACCUUCCCUGUCCUUCCUGCAUCUUAGCUUUGUUUUGUUGGUACAUUUUUUUAAAUUGAUAUUCCAUGAGGAAGAUUUGCCAUAUCCUUUUAAGAAACACUGAGUGAUAGAUAGGACUCCUAGAAAUUCUCAAAGAAGUGUUAUUUACCGUAUCAAACUCAGGAAUGUGUUGGAAAAUUAGUCUAGUAACAUUGCUGUUACUUAUACCUGCUGCUGUAGGAAAAGUUAUUCAUGACACAUUUACCUUUGAUCAUAAAUAAAAGAGAAAGGGCCACCUUUUUGGAGUUAGUCAUGGUAGUCAUUAGUUAUAUUUUUGAACCGUUUUUAAUUUGAAAUACUUCAAAGGAAGUAAAGGUCAUGGCUUAGCUCAAAGAAAUGCUCCAGAAGUUCGGCUGUAUAAAUCAUCAGUACAAUAAUACAUUCUGUGUGUGUGUGUGUGUGUGUGUGUGUGUGUGUGUGUGUGAAAUGAGAAUUGCUACAUAAUUGGAGCAUUUGCCUUCAUCAGCAAAUCACAUUGAGACAAACUCUAGUCCGCUGUCUUGAUUAAAGCCAAGUGUUCCUUGUGGCUGUGAGGAAGAGUCUCUUGCAAAUACUUUGGAAAGUAACUGCUUUGGAAACUUACAAAGGUAUUACUUUUUUUUUAAAAACACCAGUAGAAACCUUCAGUUCCUUCAGUCUGAGUUCGUGGGUAGAAUUCUAAAUUUAUAUCCUAAUCUGUCUUUUGUGGAAAAUUUUGAAAAUAGUAUGUAUGUGUAAUAUUGUAUAUGCAAAUUGUGUUGUUCUACUUGUAAAGGGAAAACGCUUAUUUUUCUUUGUACUUGUUUUGCAUAUGACCAGCACUGAUUGAAAGGCAUGUUUAACUGCAAACACUUGCUUUCUUUGUGAAAUGAAAAUAAAGUAUUUAAAUACAAA
Peromyscus leucopus (white-footed mouse) is the source of this 11228-nucleotide messenger RNA. It is a transcript of the gene Lnpep, whose product is annotated as leucyl and cystinyl aminopeptidase. Gene Ontology annotation, cellular component: cytoplasm. The transcript has 18 exons. Gene Ontology annotation, biological process: proteolysis; peptide catabolic process. Lineage: Eukaryota; Metazoa; Chordata; Mammalia; Rodentia; Cricetidae. The record is from RefSeq and is a predicted model, not a curated record. Bases 231 to 3308 code for a protein of 1025 amino acids. Gene Ontology annotation, molecular function: zinc ion binding; peptide binding; metalloaminopeptidase activity.